Molecule: messenger RNA, 1550 nt
Organism: Aspergillus caelatus
Lineage: Eukaryota; Fungi; Ascomycota; Eurotiomycetes; Eurotiales; Aspergillaceae
Product: transferase family-domain-containing protein
Exons: 1
Coding region: 175-1515 (446 amino acids)
Source: RefSeq, a predicted model, not a curated record
AAUGCCGAGCACGACCUCUAGGACCCACCUUGGAUCCACAAUCGCCAUGAUUGAAUAUUAGUGGUUGAGAGCUAAUAUGAUUCAUAAUUACUCAUCCCCACCUCUACAGUGGCGUUCGGUUUAUAUAUCGCGAUAGGAACAGGCAGUCCUUUGGAGGCACUGGCCUCUCACACCAUGGAUGCUUUACCUGUCAAACUGAACUUCCUGGGUCAGCUACCUGCCCUCAGGAUUUACACGCAAAUUUGCCUCUGCUUUCCGUUCGCCGCCUCAUCCGACUGCGAGAUAGUCGGGAGCCUAGAGAAAGGCCUCGAAACACUGUCCAUCAAUUUCCCGUGGGUAGCAGGCCAGAUAGUCAGUGAAGGCAGCAGCCAUAAUAACUCUGGCACGACCAAGAUCCAAGCACUGGGGAAGACUCCACCACUAGUCGUGAAAGACUUUCGUCAUGACCCCAACGUCCCAGCCAUGGAGGAUUUGAGACACGCCGAUUUUCCCUUUCGGAUGUUAGACGAGAACAUCAUUGCUCCUCGAACGACCUUGCCAGGUCCUGACGAAGACCCUAUUUCACCGGCCUUUCUUGUCCAGGCUAACUUCAUUCACGGCGGCCUGGUCCUCACUCUGGUUGGCCAUCAUAGCGCAAUGGACAUGACUGGUCAGGGACAGGUUAUCCACCUUCUCUCGAAGGCAUGUCGUGGGGAUACAUUUACGGAGUUGGAGCUAGAGUCCGGGAACCUGGUGGAGAGUCACCUCAUCCCGCUCCUAGAUGGCUCAUAUGGACCCGGCCCGGAACUCAACCGUCAAAUAAUCAGGCCUGGACCCCCGCAGCCAUCAGUGCCUCUCCCAAGGUCUACCUGGUCAUAUUUCUCGUUCGACAAAUCAUCGCUCGUUAAACUAAAAUUGCUUGCUGAACAGUCGAAGGAUUCAGAGUUCAUCUCGACCGAUGAUGCACUGAGCGCCUUCGUUUGGCAAUCGGUGCUUCGAGCUCGCCUGAAGCGGCUAUCAGCAUCUCAUAACACAACACUGGGCCGUGCUGUUGAUGUACGGAAAUACUUUGGCAUUCCUCCGACAUACACCGGUCUCAUGCAAAACAUGGUAUACCACACCGAUACAAUACAAGAUCUACUCGAUAAACCUCUAGGCAUCAUUGCCUCACAACUCAGAACAGCAAUAGACCCGCAGACGUCCUCUUUACAGUCACGCACCCGCGCACUAGCGACAUACAUUGAGCGUCUCGUAGACAAAUCGUCCAUCUCCUUCGGAGCGAGUUUCAACCCGUCGACGGAUAUUAUGAUUAGCUCGUGGGCAAGUGUCAACUGCUAUGAAUUAGAUUUUGGGUUUGGUCUUGGAAAGCCGGAGGCUGUGCGACGACCACAGUUCACUCCGUUUGAAGGUCUGAUUUAUUUCAUGCCCAAGAGGUCGGAUGGCGAGAUCGCUGUUGCUCUUUCGUUACAGGAGGAGGAUAUGGCGCGGUUAGCUGCAGAUGAAGAGUUCAAGAAGUUUGGCAAAUAUAUCCCUUAAGACGAUAGAUAAUCUAUUUGUAUGGGUGUAUGAUG